Messenger RNA from Lacerta agilis (Sand lizard), 2059 nucleotides. RefSeq names its product glutaminyl-peptide cyclotransferase (gene QPCT). Gene Ontology annotation, molecular function: zinc ion binding; glutaminyl-peptide cyclotransferase activity. Lineage: Eukaryota; Metazoa; Chordata; Lepidosauria; Squamata; Lacertidae. The record is from RefSeq and is a predicted model, not a curated record. The transcript has 7 exons. Bases 381 to 1475 code for a protein of 364 amino acids.
GGUGCCAGGGACAGAAUUCACUUCCCUAAGGAAAUGAUAGGCGAAGCUGGAUUGAUUGGAUGUGUGAAUAAACACCCAUCUCCAUUUUCUGUAGGGCGGGCAGGCAGGAAGCAUGUUAAGAAGCAGAAAAGGUGCCUAAUUAAGGAGAGCAGAUGCAAAGGUAGAGGCUGCCAGGUGAAUCGCAUGCAGCCGCACACAUCUCAUGCCUGCUCUCCCAGCUGAACGGCUGCCCUGCUCUUCCAGCUCUGCCCCCUUUCCCUCCUCCUCCAGCCUAGUACUUUGAAGCUGCUUCUUGUCUGCGCAGAGAGAUCCUCCUCAGCGAGAGAACUGGCAGCCUCGGGUGUUGCCACAUAAACAGGAGAAGCCGCUUCUGAAGAGGCAUGGCUGGGGGAGGCAGAGGCAGCCAGGCUGCAGCAUCCUUAUGCCUGGCCUGGGCACUCUCUCUGGCUCUGUCCUCUUUCCCUCAGCUCGUGAGUGGACGAGUGGACUGGACCCAGGAAAAGUACUCCCACCGUCCAACCAUUUUAAAUGCAACUAGCAUCCAACAAGUUGCUGCUCACACAGAUAUCAACCGGAUGUGGCAAAAUGAUUUGCACCCGAUACUGAUUGAGCGAUAUCCAGGAUCACCCGGCAGUUAUGCCGUGCGUCAGCAUAUCAAGCAUCGUCUUCAAGGACUACAGGCUGGCUGGGUAGUUGAAGAAGACACGUUUCAGAGCCAUACUCCUUACGGAUACCGCACCUUUUCAAACAUCAUCAGCACCCUCAAUCCCCUUGCCAAGCGCCACUUGGUGCUUGCUUGCCAUUACGAUUCAAAAUACUUCCCACCACAGUCGGACGGCAAAGUGUUUGUCGGAGCCACCGACUCAGCGGUGCCCUGUGCUAUGAUGCUAGAAUUGGCACGUUCCCUGGACACGCAGCUUCAUUGUCUGAAGAAGGCCGUCUCAAAUGGCAAGACAGAUCUCUCCCUGCAGCUCAUUUUCUUUGAUGGCGAAGAAGCUUUCGUCCGAUGGUCCCCUUCAGAUUCUCUAUAUGGCUCUCGGCACUUGGCCCAGAAAAUGGCAUCGACUCCACACCCUCCAGGCGCCACACAUACAACUCAGAUUCAAGGCAUUGAUCUUUUUGUACUACUGGAUUUAAUCGGUGCUCGGAACCCAACUUUCCCCCUUUACUUUCUAAACACAGCCCGGUGGCUGGGGAGACUUGAAGCGAUCGAACAAAACCUCAUUGCUUUGGGUUUGCUAAACAAUUACUCUCCUGAAAGGCCCUAUUUCCGGCCUGACUUACGAAGACAUCCAGUAGAGGAUGACCACGUUCCAUUUUUAAGAAGAGGGGUUCCAAUCCUACACCUGAUCCCAGCUCCUUUCCCUAGAGUGUGGCACACCAUGGAAGACAAUGAAGAAAAUCUUGACAAGCCAACCACUGACAACCUCAACAAGAUUCUACAAGUGUUUGUGCUGGAAUAUCUCAAUCUGUGAUGGCACACUGCUGGCUCCCACACUACUCCUGCUCUGUUUUUAAGGCUACCACUGGUUCCGCUUUAGCUGCUUCCAAAAACAGGCUUUUGGAGACUACAGUGUAGGAAUAAAAUAGCUUAGUUUUUAAGCUUUGCCCCCUAGAGGAAAAUGGAAAGAACGGCAGUUCUUAAAGGUUUAGUGGUGCACACAACUGUGUGGAGAAAAUAAACAUUUAUACCAAACUGUGUUCAAGUAGAAGGAAAAACACAACUGUUCAUCUUUCAUUGAAGAAGAAAUAAAUGAAAAUUCUGAGUUUCAUUAUGCUACACAAUGAUAUUCAGUACAGUAUUUCAUGAUUUCAGCUACAGCAACAUUCCAAAAAAUUAAGUGCUAUUUCCUUUAAUAUCAAGUGAUAAUAAUUUAGUGCAUACUUGGUAUGCAGUUAAAUGUGAAUAGAAGAUAGGUGAUGAGAGGAAUCCAUCCUUGUUUCUUAUUUCUUCUAAUAUUCUUCUGUCCAGAUGAAUCUCAUGAAGUGGUCCACUGUAUGAGGUUCCAAAAUAAAUGUUCAUUUACUGUGCCAUAACUUGUAGUCUAACUGGGUAAAA